Messenger RNA from Salvelinus sp. IW2-2015, 1605 nucleotides. RefSeq names its product aquaporin-4-like. Gene Ontology annotation, cellular component: basolateral plasma membrane; plasma membrane. Gene Ontology annotation, molecular function: water channel activity. Lineage: Eukaryota; Metazoa; Chordata; Actinopteri; Salmoniformes; Salmonidae. Gene Ontology annotation, biological process: transmembrane transport; water transport. The record is from RefSeq and is a predicted model, not a curated record.
GCAAUUGCACCCUUCUCUUACAUUUGGGAAAAUAUUUUGUUUGUUUCAGCAUGUUUAUAAUUCUGAUAAGAACAACAGUUCUGAGUAGGCUAUGAGGACAAAACAAUAUCGCGGUUGGUUGGGUGACUCCAUCACUCUGUAAGAGUUAUCUCGUGGGCGGGAACUGCUCUGCCCUUGAUACUGAAGUCUCCUCCUCCUCUGCAAGCUGUUUGCUUAAUUCUCGUGGGGGUGAUGCCCUGUUACUAACGCAAUAAAGCUCCUGGAUGCAAUCCACGGCACAAUGCAUGGAUCAUUUUCAUCGGACAGACCCACUACUACUUUCUCCUCCCCUCUCGCACUGUGUCAUUACCAGCCAACUGCUGCCUGUCUGAGCUGCCUGUCGGCGUGUAACCAGCAUCCCAUGAUGGUGGCAUUCAAAGGAAUCUGGACCAAGGACUUCUGGAGGGCUGUCUCAGCUGAGUACCUAGCCACCAUGAUCUUCGUCCUCCUCAGCCUGGGUUCCACCAUCAAUUGGGCGGCCGAGUCAGACAACCCUCCCCCUGCAGACCUGGUCCUCAUCUCAUUUUGCUUCGGGCUGGCCAUUGCCACAAUGGUGCAGUGCUUUGGUCACAUCAGCGGUGGCCACAUCAACCCGGCAGUCACUGCAGCCAUGGUGGUGACCCGGAAGUUGAGCCUGGCCAAGGGUGUGUUCUACCUAGCUGCCCAGUGCCUGGGAGCGAUCACUGGGGCAGGGCUCCUCUACCUGGUGACACCAGUGUCUGUCAGAGGGGGCCUGGGAGUGACUAUGGUGAACCCCAAGCUCAACGUGGGCUGCGGCCUGUUGGUGGAGCUCCUGAUCACCUUCGAGCUGGUCUUCACGGUGUUCGCCACCUGUGACCCCAAGCGCUCUGACGUUAACGGCUCGGCUGGCCUCGCCAUCGGAUUCGCUGUAGCCAUCGGUCAUCUGUUCGCAAUUCCAUAUACAGGAGCCAGUAUGAACCCCGCUCGCUCCUUUGGGCCUGCAGUCGUCACCAUGAACUUUGAGAACCACUGGGUGUACUGGGUUGGUCCAAUCCUGGGUGGCAUAAUGGCGGGCCUCUAUGAAUACCUGUUCUGCCCUGACCCUGAGCUGAAGAAGAUACUCCGCGAAGUCUUCCAGAAGGAUCCAUCUUCGGGGAGUACAGGGAGGUGGGGGGCGUAUGUCCAGGGGGAACCAGACGACCUGAUCAUUAAGCCAGGCUCCAUCCAUAUCGACCUGGAGAAGGGGGAGAAGAAGGACCCUUUCCUGGCCUCGACGGGCGAGGUGCUGUCCUCUGUAUGACUACCACGGGCACGGAGAGGGAGACCAACCUAUAGAGCAGGGGGAGAUCCAGGAGAGACACUUUGAUUCUGGGUCCUCCACCCUGUACCAUACCAUAAGCCCCAUACCCCAUGUCCCCAUACCUAAACCCACACAGACUCACUUCUCAGGCAGAAUAGGAUUGGUGCAUUUCCUCUCAAUGCUUGUGUAUUAUUGUAUAUGGUGGUGAGCCUUCCUCAACAUUUGUGAAGUAACUGGAUAAUAUACAUACCGUUCAAAAGUUUGGGGUCACUUAGAAAUGUCCUUGUUUUUGAAAGAAAAACACA